GUCUCCCUACUCCUUUCCUUUGUCCCUCGCCUCCCUCCUCUGGUGUAAGCGCAUGGCAGGGCAGCAGAAUCAGUAAUGAAGAAAGUGCCCAAUUUAGCCUCCUCAGCCGCGCGCUCCUCUGAGAUGUGCUUCCUGCCUGCCUCUCUGCCUGGGUGCAGCGAGGCGGGAUGCUGUGAGUGGCUGAGCUAGAGCUGACAUCACAGGGGCCAGCUGUUGAUUUGGUGCUGUCUCUGAGGCUGGGGCGAGUCACUGACUGUCAGGCGCCUACUGAGGGACUCUGGCAGGUAGACACACACACACACAAACCCACGACGAUAGGAGGCUGUGUGAGACUGCUGCAGGGAGCGAGUCGCUCCGAGCAGCUACGUCCUCCUCAACCAAUGCUGCCUUGGGUACUACGGACUCCUCCAACAGCUUGCAAUGAACAUAAGGAGGGCUACUAUGUGGCAGGUCUGUGAUGGCCAUGAGCAGCUUGGAGGGCAGUGCCACCGAGGCCGUUCAGAUCUGGACACCAGAGACUCCGAGCUGGUGCUAAGGACAUGGGACUCUCCCUCAGAGUUAGCGACAGGCUCAGCAGCACGAGACGUUACAGUGACAAACCAGAGGUGGCGCAGGACUGCUGCCCUCAGAGCCUCCUCACCCCCUGCAGGACGUCACCACCACAGGCCCAGCAGCUCCCAGACCCCAGUAACAGCAGUGUUGUAUAGAGACUCUCUGUAAGCUGUGCGUCUGAUGAGGAUGUCUGAUCCUGUUACUGUAAAGGACAUCAGUAGGACUGAGACCAUGAAGGUUUGUGAGGCUGGAGUGGAGCUGGAGGCAGCAGACUGGACCGACACCACAACAUUAGGAGCAGACAGCAGACGGAACGGUGUGAAGGACAAACCCAAACAGGCUGGGAGCCUGGUGCCGGAACACAAUGCCACCGGUCACCAAGACGGAAGCUGCUGUGACAACAAGAGGGAAACGUCACAGUCUCCUGUAUCAGCUGGCCAGUCGGUGAGGGGCUCUAAGUCCAGGGCCAAGGUAAAGUUAGUACGCAGCCUGGCUGUCUGUGAAGAGUCCUCUCCUCCCUUUCUAACUGCACACCAGCUGACACCAGAUCCUCAGAUAUCCCAGUCCUUUGAUAAGGAGGAGCUGUCUGCCAAGGAGGAGAAAGAGAAGGUGGAGAAACCAGAGAAGGUGGAGAAACCAGAGAAGAUGUCCAGGAAAAUGCUGUCAAGAGAUUCCAGCCAGGACUACACAGACUCUACUGGAAUAGACCUGCAUGAGUUCCUGGUCAACACUCUAAAGAACAACCCCAGAGACAGAAUGAUGCUGUUGAAGUUGGAGCAGGACAUUCUGGAUUUUAUCAGUAAUAAUGAAAGCCAGAAGAGGAAGUUUCCUCCCAUGACUUCGUACCAUAGAAUGCUGCUACAUCGAGUGGCUGCCUACUUUGGCAUGGAUCACAAUGUUGACCCCACUGGGAAGUCUGUCGUCAUCAACAAAACUAGCAAUACAAGAAUACCAGAUCAAAAAUUCUCCGAACACAUAAAAGACGACAAAACGGAUGAUUUCCAAAAACGCUACAUUCUCAAAAGAGACAACGCCAGCUUCGACCGGGAAGACGGCAUGAUACGAAUGCGCCUGAAAGACGACAGGAGAAGCAAAUCUAUCGAGGAGAGGGAGGAAGACUAUCAGAGAGCCAGGGACAGGAUAUUUGCACCAGAUGGAGAUCAUUUCCAUCUAGAUGGAAGGAGCCCUGAUGAAGAGGCUUGUAUCAGCACACAACAGAGGCGGCAACUCUUCAGACUAGGGGACGGGCGGUCAGCCAGCAGUAGACAGAGCAGCUCUGAGAAUGACCCCAAGAACUGUGAUGCCCGGCCGUGGAGCAGCACUGAUUCAGACAGCUCCAACCGUAACCUGAGGCCGACCAUGACCAAGGCCAGCAGUUUCAGCAGCAUCUCUGUCCUCAUCAGAGGAGACAGCUCAGCCAGCAGCAAGAGCACCGGACGCCUCUCCAAAACAGGUUCUGAGUCUUCUAAUAGUGUAGGGUCUUCUACGAGUUCCAUCUCUCGCCCCCAAGUACUCCACCUGCCUCUCCCUGUCCCAGCUGCUCUAACCCAGGCAGCCGGCCCUGUCGGGGGCCCCAGCACGGUGCUGCCUACACCCUCCUCUGCGUCCUCCGCUGCCACGGCCCCCAGCAGUAGUAGAGCUUCUGUACACUGUGAUCGGGGCAGCAGGAAUGGCCCGGCGCCUGCAUCCGGCCCAGCGCCAACCCAGGCCGCUGCUAAUGCUACUAGUUACUAUUUGCUUCCCCCGGAAGCCACAGGGAUACCGCCUGGCAGUAUACUGGUCAACCCACACACAGGCCAACCCUUUGUGAACCCUGACGGCAGUGCUGUGGUCUACAACCCCUCGAUGACCUCACAGCAAGGUGGGAGGAGCCAGCAGCCCUUGGCCCCUCCCCUACCGCCCCCAGCCCCGCACCAGCCAGCCAAUCACGUCCUCUCCCAGCCGGUCCGGCAUCUCCAGCCCUCUGCUCCACAGCCGAUCCAGUACUCAACCAUCUCUUACCCUCCUCCUCAGUUCCUGCCACUCUCCUCUAACCAACAAUACACUUUGCAAGAAGGGCUGGCUGCCCAGUUCAGCCACAUGAGUGUGGUGCGCCAGGCGUCCAGCGACGUCACUAACGGCGGCCCCCACCCUGCCAUGUACCCCUCGGGCCCUGUGGUGCUCCAGGCCCCCCUGCAGCACCAGCAGACUGGCUACAUGGUGGCCCCUCCAGGGCCCCCUGUGGUGGGGCCAACCCAGGCCUACCCCGGCCCUGCACACCCUAUGAGCCAGCCGGUCAUGCAGCAGCAGCAGGGCUACAUGCCACAGCAGAUGCACACAUGUUACUGUGCUCCAGCCCAGGACCCCCACUCCCACUGCAACCAGCACUAUCGCCCUGUCAGCCCCGUGCACUACACCAGCCCCCAGAACCAGCCUCUUCCCCAGCAGCCAGGUUACCACGCUGUGAUGCCAAAUCAGCCCCAAGGCCCUCAGCAUCAGAACCUGGUGAACAACCAGCAGCACAGCAAUAUGGGAAAUCACAUGACGGCCUUCAUGGUCCAGUACCCUUCAAUGCCGUCUUAUCAGGUAUCAAUGCCCCAGGGGUCUCAGAACAUGCCUCCACAUCAGCAGGCAUGUCAACAGCCAAUGAUGAUCCAGAGCCAACCAAGCCAAGGUCCCAUGGCCAUGUCAGGCAUGCAGGUUUACUACAGUGUCAUGCCCCCAAAUCAACACAGCACCAUGAGUCCAUCGAUGGGUUUCUUACCUCCUCCUGGGGCAGAGCAGAUGCAGUUUCCCCGGGCUUCGUCUCCGUGUGGAACCCAGCAGCUACCAGGACAGCAGUGCUCAGGUGUGCUCCCCGGUCCUCACAGUGGUGGUAUGGUGAUGAUGCAGCUGACCCUGCCCCCUAACCACCUGCCCAGAGCCCACUCCCCUCCACAGUGGAAACACAACAGAUACUACAGUCUGGAUCACACACGCAGCCAGAGGUCCUCAGAACAACUAAACAACUCACAGAACAGUCCCCAGCUGGGCGGCCCCAGCACGCCUCCAGCCCAGCCCCAAGCCCCAACCCACCAACUCACCUCCAUAAAGAACCUCCGCUCGGCAGGCCUCACCCCCAUCCCCAUAAUGACCCAGUUCCCCAGACCCUUCGGCCCAGGGCAGGCAGUGGACGGCAGAUACCCAUUACUGGGUCAACCCCUCCAGUACAACCCUGCCAUCAGGCCUCCGCUGAUCCAUGGCACACACCACAUGAUCCCCAACCACGGCCCAAUGGGAAUCCGGCAUCAUGGGGGGCGAGGGAGGAGACCACCACCCAGGAAGUCAUUAUCAUCAGAUCUUAGUGUAGGUGACCCAGUGAACGGUGGAGUCCUGGAGGUGCUGGAGCUACCAGAGGGCAUCAGUCGUACGGAGGCAGACUGUCUCCUGGGGGAACUGUACAGAGGAGGGGCCAUGAUCAAGUGGUUGUCUGAGACCCAACAGCACCAACACCAGUCUGGUGAUACCCUGCUGAAGCACUGUGGGGCUGGGGGGGACGGUAACGACGGUGACACAAACACUGACACUACUUCCUGUUCCAAAACCCCCAGUAGUAACCAUAACGACCUGGCGUCCACCUACACCAUCCUGGCUGUGUUUCCCUCCAGGUACGCAGCUCAGAACGCCUUGCUGAGACACAGUGGCCCUGCCGGCCCUGGGCCCCUUCUCACCAACACGUUCAAACUCAGAACUAGCAAGAGACACUCUGAUGAGUUUCACAACCAGGAGAGGACCACCUCUCAAUAGCAGGGUGGGGUGCUGUAGCCAGCCAACCAGGAGAGGACCACCUCUCAAUAGCAGGGUGGGGUGCUGUAACCAGCCAACCUGGAGAGGACCACCUCUCAAUAGCAGGGUGGGGUGCUGUAGCCAGCCAACCUGGAGAGGACUUGCUCUCAAUAGCAGGGUGGGGUGCUGUAGCCAGCCAACCUGGAGAGGUCUACCUCUCAAUAGCAGGGUGGGGUGAUAUGUUACUAGGGCCCCUGAGAGGUUGUUCUAGGGGCUCCCAUGGGCUGCUAUGAGGGGCUGCCGGUCACGGGCACUCGCCAUGGCCCCUCCACCCCACCACCACCUCCACUGCUGCCAUCGGCCAACCAAUCAGACACCCCUCUUCUGCAAGCAUCACUCACUAGCCUCCACUCCCCACCGGACUGACAGACAGACUGAUGGAGUAUCACUCGGUUGGCAUCAUCUAACAGCUUUUUCACUUGAGUUGUAGAGGCUUUCUGGGAAUGUGUUAAUGCCUGUGGAACGUUCUCUACUUUUUGAGAUGGAAAUCUGUAAAAAAGGAUCGGACAACACGCCAAUGUUGAAACACAAAGACACAGACAGAAAAACAGGAAUGAAGUUCCAAAAGUGUCCUAUUUUAUUUGCAGACAGAACAUGGUAAAGGAAGCAGCAUGUUUUAUUUUGUUUUAUGUUUGUUAAAAGCUGCAGUCAGAACACCCAAAGCAGGGUUGUACUCAUUCAUUACAAGAGGAUAAUAUACCAAGUGUCUCUCAUUGGACAAGAGUGUCUCUCUUUGGGCCGGAUUGUGAGAUCUGCAACGGAUAACUCCAGAUUUCGGUUUAAAAUGUCCCGUUGAUUUACACGAAAGCCUGAGUUGUGCCGGCGUAUAAUAUCAAGUCAGGAUUCGGCCCGUAGAGUCAGUCUCCCGUUAGUCAGUUGGUGUGCUACUACAACAGAAGAUUAGUCUUCUAGAACAAGGUUGUGUCCCAAAUGGCACCCUAUUUCCCUAUAUAGUGCACUACUUAGGUCCCAUAGGGCUGUGGUCUUAUGAGCCCUAUGGGACCUGGUCUAAAGUAGUGCACUAUCUAGAGAAUAGGGUUCCAUUUGGGACUUAACCCAACAGAAUGGUGCCUUCUAACUGGGCUCGGGUGCCACUAUCCAUCCCUCUCCCCAACACCCCUAAAGACACCCCAUCCAAUUCCAUUUGUAUAAACUCUUGACCCAUCAAUUUCUUUCACAAUGAAUCAUCACUGAUAUGGUAGCUAAAUUAUUCUCACUUUUCAACACAGUAAAUGGUAUGUUUGCACUGGCACAAGGGAGAAAUGUUUGUUUUGAAAGUGGUUUAUUGUUUUUAAGGAGAAGAUGAGAAGAACCUUGGUGCAUCUCAUUGAUGGGUCAUUCUAUUUGAGCUAUUCUAAAAUUAAUGUCCUUCUCACCAACCUCCUCCAACCCUCUCUGUUCAGUCCACCCAUUCCCUGGUUACGUAUCAACCUCCUCCAACCCUCUCUGUUCAGUCCACCCAUUCCCUGGUUACGUAUCAACCUCCUCCAACCCUCUUUGUUCAGUCCUCCCAUUCCCUGGUUACGUAUCAACCUCCUCCAACCCUCUCUGUUCAGUCCACCCAUUCCCUGGUUACGUAUCAACCUCCUCCAACCCUCUCUGUUCAGUCCACCCAUUCCCUGGUUACGUAUCAACCUCCUCCAACCCUCUCUGUUCAGUCCACCCAUUCCCUGGUUACGUAUCAAAUGGCACCCUAUUCCCUAUGGGCCCUGGUCAAAAGUAGUGCACUAUAUAGGGUGGCAAGGCCAAAUUCCUUUCAUGUUUAGUUCGUUUUACCGUUCGUAUCCUAUCAGAAGGGUCACUGGAAAAGUGUGCAUUAUUCACAACACACCCCAACCCCAUCACACCCAAACAAAUGUCUAUUUAAGAUGGUUGUUGGUGGUGGAUUCAGGAGAAGAUGUACAGUCUGCUGGUGCAAGAUGUUUUUAUUUCUGUUUGAAACCAAUAAAUGUUUACACCAAAA
Oncorhynchus masou masou (cherry salmon) is the source of this 6319-nucleotide messenger RNA. Its product is annotated as R3H domain-containing protein 1-like. The record is from RefSeq and is a predicted model, not a curated record. The transcript has 25 exons. NCBI's taxonomy places the organism in Eukaryota, Metazoa, Chordata, Actinopteri, Salmoniformes, Salmonidae. The coding region runs from base 733 to 4317 and encodes 1194 amino acids. Gene Ontology annotation, molecular function: nucleic acid binding.